CUUCAUAUGUAUAUAUGGUAUAUGCUGCAGCACAAAUUGGCGUUGUCAUAAACGCGCCGGCGUAUGCGUACCGACCACGUUCAAAAUUCCUAGACAUAGCUCUUAAUCAAUUAAAGUCCAAAACACUGGUGAUGAUAGAGAAUCAGGACGGAGAAAAUGUCGCUGCUUUGAAGGAACUUAUACCAGACUUGGAGACAUUUGGUGGAAGAAACAUACAGUCUGAGAGGGUACCCCACCUUAAGAAUAUCAUUAUUCCAAAUGUGUCGAAAGCAGCUUACGGCCUGUCCUUCGAAGAUGUCACAAAGCUUGGUAAAGAUAUUUCAGAGGACGACAUCCAAGCAGCCAGAGAUGCUUUCACUGGAGAUGAUCCCAUAAACACGGGACUCUCCUCGGGCAGCACCGGCGUUCCUAAAUGUUCCGUCAAUAGUCAUUUUAAGGCGGUCAACUUGCUCAAGUUUUCCUUACUACGAUACGCUGACUAUAAGAAGCCGGUGGUAGUUGGAGUGGGCAAUCCCGUUCACGACGAACUGGUAGCAGAUUACGUCUACUGGGUCAGUGUGGAGAAUGAUAAAGACAUCCAGCUUGUGAUAUUACCGUCCACACUGUGGGACGUAGAAUUCCAGGGGGAGAACGAAGAUGAGGGCUACCACAUGGAGGAUUUGUACAAAUCUAUACAAGAGUGCAGGAUCACCCACCUGGAGCUGUACCCGACAUUUCUGAUGAAGGGUCUGGAGCUUGAUGCCGAGAUUGUCCAGAAAUACGACACAUCUUCUGUUAAACGAGGUAUUCUCACGUCCACAGUGAUCACGGAGAAACUGAGAGAGCAGUGCUCAAAGCUAAUCCCAGAAUUUGUGGUCGCACUCGGCACUACAGAAUACUGGAACGUCAGCGCCACCUAUCCACUGGAUGACGACUUUGACCGCCGGUACCGCGGUAUAGGCUUUCCACCGCCACACACUGAGGUGAAAAUAGUUGAUGCAAACAACAAGAUCGUUCCUCCAGGCGUGGAAGGGGAAAUAUGUGUGCGAGGGGUGUUCAUGUUCAGUACUUAUUACGGUUCUGAAGACUUGUACAGGAAAGUGGUGUCCCAGUCUGGUUGGUACCACACUGGAGACAUUGGUACGAUGAAUGAAUACGGGUUUAUGUACUACACUGGACGGAAAUUUCAUGUACUCCAUUUUUCUCGCUGGGGCGACAAGGUUUAUCCUGCUGCCAUAGAGAUUGCAGCAGCAAAACAUCCUAAAAUCAGUCAGGCACAGGCAGUUGGGUUUAGAAAACCGGGCGAAGAUGACCUUGAUACCAUCAUUCUAUGUGUUAUACCUAUCCAGGGCCAAAAUAUAACAGAAGGUGAGCUGCGAUCUCAUUGCCAGAGCGAGCUGUUGGAUCACAUGUGGCCUGACCACUAUGUCGUCAUGGAGACGUUCCCCAGGGUGGGGAUCAGGCAGAAGGUAUCCAAAGAAGAACUCCUGAAAAGUGCCAAGAAUAUCCUCCUGGAUUCCGGUAAAUUGAAGUUGAGUGAGAUGAACCAGUGAAAACAGUGGCGACAAGACAGGCCUGGAAUUGUUUCACAUCCGGGACUUCUGACAUUUGCGAGAUUUCUCGCGAGACGAGAUUGAAAGUUUCCAGUGACCAAUAUCGAUUUGUGCUUAUAUAAACAGAAAAGAAAAAAGGGAUAAUAAUAAUAAUAAUAAUAAUAAUAAUAAUAAUAAUAAUAAUAAACAACAACAACAACAUUUAUCGGGAUAAUGUUGAUGUAAUUGACGUUUCUGAAGUACAAAUAACAGUUUUAUAUGGCGAAAGGCCUCGAUGAAUUUGCAUAAAGGGGUAAAAAUUCUUGAUACAUUGUGUUUGCUUUUAAUUGAUUAAAAUGUCCAAUGACAUGACAUCUUUCACCUUUUUCAAAAUGAAUUUUAUAAGAAUGGCAGGAUCUUAAGAAAGAACUAUCAGAACAUGUGGCACUUAUUUUGUUAAAUGAACCAAAAUGUGUACGUAAAAAAACGUAAAUGAAAUUCUUGCUGUGAUUGUAAAGGUUUAAAUGGUCUUUAGGUUUCUGUGUCUUU
This is a messenger RNA of Lingula anatina, 2060 nucleotides long. RefSeq names its product medium-chain acyl-CoA ligase ACSF2, mitochondrial. The record is from RefSeq and is a predicted model, not a curated record. NCBI's taxonomy places the organism in Eukaryota, Metazoa, Brachiopoda, Lingulata, Lingulida, Lingulidae.